UUUAUUUAUCCAAUCAGCCGCGAACCAGACGACGACGACGAAGGAGAAAUGGUAUCACUGAAGCUCCAGAAAAGGCUCGCCGCCAGCGUUCUCAAGUGCGGCAAAGGGAAAGUUUGGCUCGAUCCCAAUGAAGGCAACGAAAUCUCCAUGGCUAACUCUCGCCAAAACAUAAGGAAGUUGGUUAAGGAUGGCUUCAUCAUCAGGAAACCAACUAAGAUUCACUCCCGAUCCCGUGCACGCCGCAUGAAUGAAGCAAAGCGAAAAGGCCGGCACUCUGGAUAUGGUAAGCGUAAGGGUACAAGAGAGGCUAGGCUACCAACUAAAAUUCUUUGGAUGAGGAGAUUGCGUGUUCUCAGACGUUUGCUCCGCAAGUACCGAGAAGCUAAGAAGAUUGAUAAGCAUAUGUACCAUGACAUGUACAUGAAGGUCAAGGGUAAUGUGUUUAAGAACAAGCGUGUGCUUAUGGAAAGUAUUCACAAGUCGAAGGCUGAGAAAGCCAGAGAGAAGACUCUGUCUGAUCAAUUCGAGGCUAAGAGGGCGAAAAACAAGGCAAGCAGGGAAAGAAAGCAUGCUAGGAGGGAGGAAAGAUUGGCCCAGGGACCCGGAGAGAAACCUGUUGCUGCUGCACCUGCUGCUCCAACAACUGAGGUAUCUAAGAAAGCUAAGAAGUGAAGCUGAAAUUAAGAAGUGAGAUUCUGUUCUUGUGGCAGAGUAGUUUUUUGUUUGUUUUGCUGUUUAUUUUUUGUUUUUGGACGAUGUUACUAUAUUUCUUAGAUGGAAUGAGAUUAAAGCAUCAACAUUAUGUUGCUUUAUUUUCUGCACAA
Mercurialis annua (annual mercury) is the source of this 824-nucleotide messenger RNA. RefSeq names its product 60S ribosomal protein L19-3. Lineage: Eukaryota; Viridiplantae; Streptophyta; Magnoliopsida; Malpighiales; Euphorbiaceae. Gene Ontology annotation, biological process: translation. The record is from RefSeq and is a predicted model, not a curated record. The transcript has 5 exons. Gene Ontology annotation, cellular component: cytosolic large ribosomal subunit; ribosome. Gene Ontology annotation, molecular function: structural constituent of ribosome; RNA binding. The coding region runs from base 49 to 672 and encodes 207 amino acids.